UUGGCAUCUCUUGGAAGCUUCACUUUCCUCCUCAUUUACGUUAAAAAAAAGAAGCAUGCUUCAACCUGUCCUAUACAUAUAUAUAUGAGUUCAUAUAUAGUUGAAGAUACAACACUUUGCUUCAGCCUGAAGGAUAAUACCUCCUAUGGCUCCUUCAUCAUCAACCCUUUGUUUUCUGUUUUUGUUGGGGAUAUUCAGUUCUACUUUUACGUCGUCGUUCACCGAGAUCGGGGCUCGAGUCGAGGGUUCGGGUAGGAUUAGAAGGAGGACUCUGAUGGAUAAUGGGCUUGGUUUAACUCCACAAAUGGGGUGGAACAGUUGGAAUCAUUUCCAUUGCGAUAUUAAUGAGACAUUGAUCAAAGAAACUGCUGAUGCAAUGGUCUCAACUGGUCUAAGUGCCGUCGGCUACAUCUAUAUAAAUUUAGAUGAUUGUUGGGGAGAACUCAACAGAGAUUCUCAGGGAAAUUUGGUUCCUAAAGCUUCAUCAUUUCCCUCUGGCAUCAAGGCUCUUGCAGAUUAUGCUCAUAGCAAAGGGCUUAAGCUUGGGAUUUACUCAGAUGCAGGGACUCAAACUUGCAGCAAGACCAUGCCUGGGUCCCUAGGACAUGAAGAACAAGAUGCAAAAACCUUUGCCUUAUGGGGAGUGGAUUACUUGAAAUAUGACAACUGUGAAGAUACUGGUGGCUUAAGCCCAAAGGAAAGGUACCCAAAGAUGAGCGAAGCAUUACUUAACUCAGGGAGACCCAUGUUUUUCUCUUUAUGUGAAUGGGGACAAGAGGAUCCUGCAACAUGGGCACCAAGUAUAGGGAAUAGUUGGAGAACAACUGGAGACAUUGAAGAUAACUGGGACAGUAUGACGGGAAUAGCGGAUCAAAAUGACCAGUGGGCUUCGUAUGCUAAACCGGGAGCUUGGAAUGAUCCCGACAUGCUGGAAGUAGGCAACGGAGGCAUGACGACGGAAGAAUAUCGGUGCCAUUUCAGCAUAUGGGCAUUAGCUAAAGCUCCGUUGUUGAUUGGCUGUGAUGUGAGGUCUAUGGAUAAUGUGACAUUUGAAUUGGUAGCCAAUAAAGAGGUUAUUGAUGUCAAUCAAGAUAAACUUGGUGUUCAAGGUAAAAAGGUGAAGAAAGAAGGGGAUCUUGAGGUAUGGGCAGGCCCAUUGGCUAACAAUAUGGUAGCUGUGGUGUUAUGGAACAGAGGAUCUUCCUCAGCAAACAUCACAGCUUAUUGGUCCGAUAUAGGCCUUAAGCCAUCAACGGUUGUCGAUUGUCGAGACUUGUGGGCGCAUUCGACGGAGACGGGUGUUGAAGAUGAGAUAUCAGCGGAAGUGGAUUCUCAUGCAUGCAAAAUGUACACUUUGAAACCACAUACAAAUAGAGAUCGGAGUUGAACAAAUAGAUAUUUUGGUGAAAAGCGAGUUCAAUUAUAGCAGGCAUAAGCAGCAGGACAUGUUGAGAGACCAUGCAUGUUCUUAUGUAUUGUGUGAUAUUUUCAAUGGAAAAAGAAAUAAUUUUUUUUA
Molecule: messenger RNA, 1516 nt
Organism: Gossypium raimondii (Peruvian cotton)
Lineage: Eukaryota; Viridiplantae; Streptophyta; Magnoliopsida; Malvales; Malvaceae
Product: alpha-galactosidase
Exons: 15
Coding region: 146-1387 (413 amino acids)
Biological process (GO): carbohydrate metabolic process
Molecular function (GO): hydrolase activity, hydrolyzing O-glycosyl compounds
Source: RefSeq, a predicted model, not a curated record